Molecule: messenger RNA, 1270 nt
Organism: Musca vetustissima
Lineage: Eukaryota; Metazoa; Arthropoda; Insecta; Diptera; Muscidae
Product: nuclear speckle splicing regulatory protein 1
Exons: 2
Coding region: 8-1270 (420 amino acids)
Biological process (GO): regulation of alternative mRNA splicing, via spliceosome
Source: RefSeq, a predicted model, not a curated record
GAAAAAAAUGUCAAAACAAUAUGGUCUCAUUAUACCGGGCCAACAAAAGAAGGCCCCUCCCACAGCUCAGCGUGAGGUUUCCAAACCUUCAAUUUUCGAUGAAAGCAGUAGUGCCUCCGAUGACGAUGGACCACCACAAAUGCAAAUGAAGAAGCCCGCAUUGGGACCCAGUAUGAUGGAAAGGCGGCGGGCCAAAAAUCUUCAGGCCCAGGCAUUGGCUGAAGAUCCCACCAUCUUUCAAUAUGACGAGGUAUACGAUGAGAUUGAAAAUAAGCGUGACGAAGAAAAGAAGGUCAAAACCAAUGAACCCAAAAAGCCAAAAUACAUAACGAAACUAUUGGAAACGGCCGAAAGGAGAAAAUUGGAAAAUGAGCUGCGUGUCGAAAGGCAAGUGCAAAAAGAACGUGAAGCAGAAGGAGAACAAUUCAAGGACAAAGAAGCCUUUGUCACCUCCUCGUAUCGUAAAAAACUCGAGGAAAUGCGUAAAUUGGAAGAACAAAACAAACGUGAUGACUAUUUGGAAGCUAUUGGGGAUGUUCGAAAACAAAGAGAUCUUGAUGGGUUCUAUCGUCAUCUCUAUGAACAAAAAAUGGGUACAACUAAAGAGGUAAUAAAACCUGAAUUAAGACCCGAAUUCACAACAUCCGGUGUGGGUGAUGAUGAGAGCGAGGAGGUAGCAUAUAAACCCAUUAAAUCUGGCAAACCUUCACAACAACGAGCCUAUCGUAAACGCCGUUCAUCCAAUGAGGAAGAAGAAGAGGCCACCAAGGACACAACUCUCUCUGAUGUGGCGGCGGAUAAAAAACAACAUUUAACCAAUAACAUAGAUGCUGAUUCUGAUUUUAGUAUAGAUGAUUCAUCAUCCUCCUCUUCAGCGGAAGACAGUGAUAACAACGAUGAAAACAAAUCUCCAAACAAAAAGAAGAAGAAAACGAAAUCGAAAUCGAAGGAAUCAAAUAAGAACACCACAGAACCUGCAACAAAGAUAGAUUCUAGCAAAAUUGCUCUUAAUUUAGAUUCUUUGAAAAGGGAUAAAACGGAAAAUACAAUAACAGAAUCUAAAAUAAAACCCGAUGAUAACAAGGAAGAGAUACCCGUAAAAUUACCAGUUCCCUCGGUGGAUAUUGAGGAAGAAAAUGAAACACCAACACCACCGCCCAAACCAAAACGUGACAAAACGGAAAUCUGGAAGAAGCGUACUGUGGGUGAAGUUUUUGAUGCCGCUGUUCAGCGUUAUUAUGAACGUAAGGCAGCAAGAAGUCAAGCUUAG